ACACUUCCUCAGAAGUCUUUACUGAAUACCUGCACUGGAGGAGACCCCUUUUCCUCUGUUUUCGUAAGUCACUUCCAUCAGAGUCACAUUGCUCCGUCGGUUCCAGCACUGCAUACGCUGAUUUUCUCUGCCAGCAAUGGCGACGCCACGCCUUGGUCGGUGCAAGAUUGGUUCACGCAAAUGCAGAUCUCCAUUAGCAGCUGCUGCCAGCCAACAUUGGCUGCUUUACUUCACUACUAGUUUCUGGCGAUCCAGUCUUCUUCGAGCUGCAGACUCCUACCCUAGCGGCUAUUGCGACUGUACUCUUCGCUCUUGGGAUCCAUGAUCAGACAAGCCAUCCUCAGUCAUUUCGCGCUCGUAAUAUCGACGGACAGAGUCUUCGCAACCCUUCCGUGUCGAAUAAAACGGAUUUUUUUGCAGGCAGACUGACGCAGCCUGAGUUCUGUUUGUGACGCAGUAACCCUUACUCAUAACGCAGCAUUAUAUAACGCCCGGAAACGACAACCCUAACUCGGAAGCUCUCAUUGACCAUCAAUUGAAGAAAAUAAACCCCUUCACGAAACUCCUCAUGAUGGGAAGUGCGACGAGUCGUCGCGUGAUUCGCGGCGGCAAUCUCGAGGGAGGGCUGGCUCCGGCUACUAAAUUUCUCGCACUGCUUCUUCACGUGGGGAUGUCUUGCUGGCAUUUCAGCCCGCACAUGACGGCGGCAAACGCGCAAAUGCUGGACAAUUCACAAGCAUUUGCUUUGGAGCAGAUACUGCUGGAGUGGGGCGUUGAAUCUUUCGGAGGAGCAUCUGGAUGGGAUUGCAAGAACGCCACGUGGCUCUCAUGCACAGCGGAUGGCUUCGUUACUGGCAUGUCCAUCACUGACACGCCCAUCACGGGAUCUCUUCCAGACGCCAUUAGCGCCCUCUCCUACCUCACAGCACUCACCAUCCGCAACACCACCCUUGCCGGGCCCCUCCCUUCCGCACUACAGUCCCUCUCAGCCCUCCAAUUCCUCUCCAUGCCCUACAACAAGUUCGCUGGCACCAUUCCUGAGUACCUUGGUUCGCUCUCCAAGCUCUCCUUCUUGGAUGUGUUCUCCAACGCCUUUGAAGGGCCCAUCCCAGACACGCUCACUCUGCUCACAGACCUUGUCCUGCUCAAGAUUGGCAACUGGCAUCUCAAUGGGUCCAUUCCAGGCGACCUUGGCAGCCUCAGGGCCCUCACUUUCCUUGAGCUGCAAGGCGCGGAGAUGGACGGGCCAUUCCCAGAGUCCAUCACCAAACUCACCAAUCUGGAGCUCCUCCACUUGGGCCUGACAGGGCUGCAUGGCUCCCUACCGGAUGGGAUUGGAGAUCUGACCAAGCUAAGCAAUUUUGGCGUGCAUCGGAACCGUCUCUCUGGACCCAUACCCUCCACUCUCGGCCGAUUGACUGCAGUCGUACGAUUUGAGCUCGACGACAACAGCUUCAACGGAACCAUACCGGCAACUCUUGGCGACCUCACCCUCGUAACCAAAUUCAAUCUGAGUGCCAAUCACCUGACUGGCCCGGUUCCCGAAUCCCUCGCUAACCUCACUCAAGCCACUGUCCUGGACUUUUCCAAGAACCCCCUCAACGGCUCUCUUCCUCCCUCGCUGGGUGCAUUAAUCAGCGUGGCGAAUAUCUCCCUCUACGGCACCUGGCUCGAGUGCCCCGCCAACCAGCCCUGUGGAGUUGACCAGUCUCCCCACUCCGCUUUCUGCCAGCUCUGCUCCGGCUUCUGCAGACUCUGCAGCUCCUACACUGCCGACGUCUGCAGCACAUUCCCUGUCAACCCCUGCGGUGUCGGUACUUGUGUUUCCGGGGGCAACACCAGCAGCGGCGGCAGCAGCAGCAGCCGAAGUGUCAGAAGCAGCAGCAGAGGUAUAAGGGCCAUAAGCAGCAGCAGCAGCAGCAGUGGCAGCAUACGGGCCAGCAGUAGCGGUGGUAUCAGGGGCAUCAGCAGUAGUGCUACCCCUGCCGACUACUCAUGCUCCUGCCCUGCAACCACCUCUCCUGGCCUUCUCCCUGAUGGCAACGCCACCUCUCCCCCUUCUUCCUCUCCUCCUCCUCCCUCCUCCUCAUCCUCCUCCCCGCCACUCGGAAUGAUCAUUGGGGUAGCAGUCGGAGGAGGGGCCCUUAUCGUCGCUUGUCUCGCCCUUGUCUUCAUCCUCCUUAAGGGAAGGCCCGCUACAGCACACAAUUCAGCUGUCCCCGGCAUGUUCCGCUGCUACAGCCUGGCAGAGGUGCUACAGGCGACUGACAACUGGGCGAGCUACAACCACCUGGGCAGCGGGGGCUAUGGGGACGUGUACAAGGGGGUGCCGCCCUGCGCUAGGGAGGGGGGAGGAGGUGCGGGGGCUAUUGGGGGAGCAGGGAGGGGAUCAGGGAGGGGAGCAGGAAAGACAGCUGGUGAGGGGGAAGUUGGGAUUACAGUGGAGGCGGGGGAGCCAAAAGUGUGGGCCGUGAAGCGCGCCAAGAUACGCACCAACGACUUCCACAAGGAGGUCCAGCUGAUGGCCAGCAAGCACCACCCGCACCUGGUGCGCCUGCUGGGGUACUGUGAAACGACUGACGCCAAGACACACGAGCAGGAGCAGAUCAUCAUCUACGAGUUCAUGGCAAAUGGCGACCUGGAGCGCGUAUUGAACAACCUCUCGACGAGGCCCAUCAGCCUGCAGCAGCGGCUGGAGAUGAUGAUCGGAGCAGCCAGGGGCCUGGAGUACCUGCACAGCUUCUCCAUGGUGCAUCGGGACGUGAAGCCGGCGAAUAUACUGCUGGAUGGCAACUGGAAGGCCAAGAUUGCUGACUUCGGGCUGACAAAGAUGGGCGAGGGCAAUGCCUACAACCCGCAGGAUUCAACUCGAGUGCUCGGCACCCCGGGAUACGUGGACCCUGUGUAUGGGCGCACGCGCAAGGCCACCCCUGCCAACGAUGUCUUCAGCUUUGGCAUUGUGAUGCUUGAGCUCCUGACGGGCCGCAGAGCCAUCAUGGUGCUCUCUGGCAAUGACGACCCGAUCAACAUAAGCAAAUGGGCUGCCCCGUUAGUGGAGCAAGGCAAUGUGGCUGCCUUCAAGGAUCCGAAUCUCGAUGCUCCUGAUGACGUCGUUCUGCGCCUCGCACUCCUUGCUGUGAAAUGCACUGCCAUGCCGGCCGUGUCCCGGCCUCGAAUGGUGAAGAUAGUUGCGGAUCUUGAAGGGAUCAAGGAGGAGCUGUUUAAGAACGGGACUAUGCUGAUGGAAAACGAGCAUGAAGGACAUGUGCAGUCCUUGACUCAAGUCCUCUCACAGGUGGAGGUGAUUGUGAGUGCAAAUGCCAAAUCUAGUGACGAGUCUACUUGAGGAGCCAGUGGUGAUCGCCAACCUUCAGUUAUUACUCAUGCUAAUGCUACAAUGGUACUUGUUGCCAUUUAUCUGUUGAAGUGGGGAUAUUAUGCUGGGUUGCAGACCUCGUUUGCCCGUCAUGCGGUUUUGAGUUCUUCCAAAAAGGUAUCAUAUUUCUGCUGUGGGGUCAUAGGAGCGAUUAAUGUAAAUCUGUCUAGAGAUUGUAGCUU
Molecule: messenger RNA, 3558 nt
Organism: Closterium sp. NIES-67
Lineage: Eukaryota; Viridiplantae; Streptophyta; Zygnematophyceae; Desmidiales; Closteriaceae
Source: the annotation of a GenBank genome assembly